Molecule: messenger RNA, 1484 nt
Organism: Ricinus communis (castor bean)
Lineage: Eukaryota; Viridiplantae; Streptophyta; Magnoliopsida; Malpighiales; Euphorbiaceae
Product: 50S ribosomal protein L1, chloroplastic
Exons: 7
Coding region: 125-1207 (360 amino acids)
Biological process (GO): translation
Cellular component (GO): large ribosomal subunit
Molecular function (GO): structural constituent of ribosome; RNA binding
Source: RefSeq, a predicted model, not a curated record
AUCCACAAACUUCACUACACCAUAACAACCUCUUAUCUCCAAAACCAGAAUUUAUAUGGAUAAAUAGAUAUAGAUAGCGUUUCAGCUUCUACUGAGACAAACCCAAAACCAGAAGCAACCAACAAUGGCAACAUGUACUUCAUCACCAUCUUCUCUCAUGCUAACAUACGGCGCAUCCACAGUACACCCGCAGGACCUAACCCCAUCACUCCUCUCUUUCAAACCAAAAACUUUCUUUUUAAAUCCAUUAGCUUUGGGUUCUAAUGGAGAUAGAAAAUCAAGCAAAAGUUUCAAUUUUUAUACACAAAAAGAUGCAAAGAUUGGAACUUGUGGAGGCGGUGGCGGUGUUGUUGUGGCUGCUGCUUUGGCUGCAGAGGCAGAAGUAGCUGAUGAUGUUGAGGAGAGAGAAGAGGGCGGUGAUGUGGCUACUGCUACAGUUGCUGCUCCCUCUAAGCCUAAGAAAGGGAAGGCUGCAUUGCCCUUGAAGAGAGACAGAGCAAGGUCCAAGAGAUUCUUGGAAAUUCAAAAGUUGAGGGAAAACAAGCAAGAAUAUGACUUACAGACAGCAAUAUCUUUACUAAAGCAAAUGGCAACUUCAAAGUUUGUUGAAACAGCUGAAGCUCAUUUUCGUCUUAACAUUGAUCCCAAAUACAAUGACCAACAGCUCCGAGCAACUGUAAAUUUGCCCAAGGGAACUGGACAAACUGUUAAAGUGGCAGUGCUUACACAAGGUGAAAAAUUCGAUGAAGCAAAAAAUGCAGGAGCAGAUAUGGUUGGUGGGGAGGACUUGAUAGAACAAAUAAAAGGAGGAUUCAUGGACUUCGACAAAUUAAUUGCAUCUCCAGAUAUGAUGCCUAAGGUUGCCAGCCUAGGUAAGAUUUUGGGACCACGUGGACUCAUGCCAAAUCCAAAAGCUGGUACUGUUGCAACGAAUAUCCCUCAGGCGAUAGCAGAGUUCAAGAAGGGAAAAGUUGAAUAUAGAGCAGAUAAAACUGGGAUUGUUCACAUACCUUUUGGAAAGGCAGAUUUCUCAGAAGACGACCUGCUUGUAAACUUACAUGCUGCAAUAAAAUCAAUAGAAACAAACAAGCCAUCAGGUGCGAAAGGCGUGUAUUGGAAGAGUGCACACAUAUGCUCGUCAAUGGGGCCUUCAAUUCGGUUAAAUAUAAGGGAGAUGCUGGAGUACAAGCUUCCAUCAAAUGUUUAAAUAAAGCUAACACCUGUAAAUGAUUUCGGCUAAGCAUCUUCUUCAGGACUUGCCAGUGUUCAGUAAAAAUGUUAGGUAAAAGUUAGGAAGAAUAGAGGCAACUUUGAUUGUUAAUUUUGGUUAGUCAUCAUGGAUAUUCUGAGUAAUCCUUGCUGGUGACCCAAAAUCUUGUAUGCGAUCGAUAUUAUCAAUUUUAGUUACUUUGAUCACUAGGAAUUGCUCCCGGACCAUAUUUUCAAUUUUAUUUGCACUUCUCAAUGAGGAUUUUCAAUUUCAA